GCAUUUCCACAUCUGGGCGGUUUGUCAGAGUUUGUGACGGCGACCUCCGUGCCGAUGGCGCAAUUGGCGACGGUGGUGGCAACGUCCGAGGUGUAUGCAACUGCUUCGAUGCUUGUGUUGUCCGGGGGAGGGAGUUUGUAGAGGCGAAUGCCAUCAUCGACGAGCUGCGCGGGCACCUAGUCCAGAUCGGAGGUGAGUGUGAAUACGCUGGAGACGCAAACGAAGUGCCAAUCAACAACUCCUGCAGACGAGGGUUGAGCGAUCUACUAAGGGGGAUGCAAUUGGAGGCGUCGCAGAUGCCACAGAGGAAUGCGGCGACGACCCUCCGGAGGAACAAGAGACCGAUGUCGAGAGGAUCGCCUCGGAGAACUUAGAUGCGAUGCGAACGGAAGCAGAAAGCCAAUGGAGAGUGACAGGGCUCUGACAACUAGGAGGAACCCAUCGAACAACCGGAAGAGGUUUCUUCUGGAGAUUUCACGGAUCACAGGGCCGUCGAAGACAACAAUGAACCUAAUGGAAGGGGGAAGCCGCCGCCGUCGUCUCUGUCUCCUCCGUUGGAAGCGCGAGCUUAAUGGAUGGCUGCGAUCACGAUUCGUGCGUCGUUCUGAUGGGUGGCUGGGAUCACUCGGAAGGGCCGUGGGCCUGUAAUUCACCCACGAUCCAUAGACGAUAAGAAUGCUGUGCUGCUCCGCCGGCGCUUAAGUUUAGCCCCCGAAAAAAUGACCACCGCAACUUGCCUCCGCUGCUCCGUCCAUGGUCUCCCGGCCCUUUCCUCCCAUUCCCUGCCGCAGAACCAUCGCCGUCGACACCCUCUUUCCCCACCCCUGUCGUCAUCCUCGAUCCGGAAAGCCCUCCUAUUUCCCCUCCCUUCCCUCUCCUUCUUCUCGUCGCAGCCCCACAUCUCCGCCCCCGCCGCGGCCGCUGCUUCCUUCUCCAGCGACGAGGAGGACUACGGAGGACUACUUGAAGAAGAGGAGGAAGAGCAGGAGCAAGUGUUGAAUAAGUCAAGAGCUAGCUCGAGAUCCGGAUCCCUUCAGCAGGACGUCGGGCGGCUUUAUGUCGGAAACCUACCCUACUCCAUGACCGGCGACCAGCUUGCCGAAAUCUUCAGCGAGGCCGGCACUGUCGACACUGUCGAGGUAGUGUACGAUCGGGUCACGGAUCGCAGCCGUGGGUUCGCAUUCGUGACUAUGGCCAGCGUCGGGGAGGCCGAGGAGGCCAUCCGAAUGUUCGAUGGCUCCUUAGCGGGCGGCCGGAAGGUGAAGGUGAACUUCCCGGAGGUGCCUAGAGGAGCGGAGAGGGAAGUGCUUGGCCAGAGAAUGCGGUCUCGCGGCUACGUCGACAGCCCUUACAAGGUCUACGCCGGCAACCUCGGAUGGAAUCUCACCUCGCAGGCUCUCUGGGACGCAUUCGCUUCCCAGCGGGGCCUGCUGGGCGCUAAGGUCAUAUUCGAUCGCAAUACGGGUCAGUCAAGGGGAUUUGGAUUUGUCACCUUCGCGUCUGAUGAGGAUUGCCAAGCUGCAAUUGAGGCUAUGAACGGAGUGGAGGUUGAAGGUCGACCUCUGCGCCUGAGUGUUGCACAAGGAAGGCCUUCUAUCAGUAUUUCAGAAGAAUCAGGAGGCGAGAAGGAGCAUCAAGGAAGUCAAUCGGAGCCGAGUCUGAGCUACUGAGUUGAGGCUGCAUCGUCGUCGCUUCAACUCCAGUGUAUGGUCUGGGUACUUGUAGGGUGGAGAUAUUACUUAAGGCUGUUGACAAACUUGGUUCCACUUCUGUUGUAGUCGAUCUACAAUCAAAAGCCGUUGUCAAGCUUCUCAAAUUUACCAUGGAAGAAGAGCUUCCUAUUGAGGUUCUCAAACAAAGACAAGAAAGACAAUGAAGUUUGUUUUCAAAUUUGAAACAAUAAAUCUCAUAGACUAACAUUCCUUUGUUGUCUCAAAGUUUUCAUCCCCAUCCAUGAUGAGUUACAUCUUCCCCUUAUUCCUCCCCCGCCUUUUUCUCCUCAUCCUUUUCC
Molecule: messenger RNA, 2011 nt
Organism: Zingiber officinale
Lineage: Eukaryota; Viridiplantae; Streptophyta; Magnoliopsida; Zingiberales; Zingiberaceae
Product: RNA-binding protein CP33, chloroplastic-like
Exons: 4
Coding region: 720-1670 (316 amino acids)
Cellular component (GO): cytosol
Molecular function (GO): mRNA binding
Source: RefSeq, a predicted model, not a curated record